AUGCCGCUGUCUAGCAGCUGGGCCAGCCUCAGCUGGUGGGACCCAUUGUUUCUAGAGAGUUUCCAGCUGCAGGAGCCUCUGAGCUCUCGGGCCAGCUGUGGGUUCUUUGCUGAGUUGGAAGUUUGGAUGCCCCUGCAAAUGCGAGACACAAGCCAAGAACUCCAGAGAGAAAGGAGCCUGCGGAGGACAGUGUUUGGAGAAGGUUCUUGGGAGGCUGUCAGAAUGAGUUUUUCACUGAACUUCAUGCUGCCGGCCAACACGACUACCUCUCCAGUUGUUACAGGUGGGAAAGAAGUGGACUGUGGGCCCUCUAUUGGAUUAGCCGCAGGCAUCCCGUCUCUGGUGGCCACAGCCCUGCUGGUAGCUUUACUGUUUACUCUGAUUCACCGAAGAAGAAGCAGCAGCCGUGAGUCCACUGAGGAAAGUGAGAGGCCAUACGAAAUUUCAGAAAUUGAUGACAAUCCCAAGAUAGCUGAGAAUCCUAGGAGAGCACCCACACAUGAGAAGAAUAUGAUGGGAGCAGAAGAAGCUCACAUAUAUGUGAAGACUGUAUCAGGAGGCGAGGAGAUCAUGCACGACACUUACCGUCCUACUGUGGAGAUGGAGAGAAGGAGGGGAUUGUGGUGGCUUGUGCCCAGACUGAGUCUGGAAUGAUGUAGGUCAAAGAGCAGAACUGGAGCUGGAACAGAGCUGGAAACCCAGGGAUCUGAGCAUGGAGU
Molecule: messenger RNA, 719 nt
Organism: Eptesicus fuscus (big brown bat)
Lineage: Eukaryota; Metazoa; Chordata; Mammalia; Chiroptera; Vespertilionidae
Gene: OPALIN
Product: oligodendrocytic myelin paranodal and inner loop protein
Exons: 7
Coding region: 1-654 (217 amino acids)
Cellular component (GO): cell-cell contact zone; plasma membrane
Source: RefSeq, a predicted model, not a curated record